This is a messenger RNA of Nicotiana tabacum (common tobacco), 765 nucleotides long. RefSeq lists its product as uncharacterized. Lineage: Eukaryota; Viridiplantae; Streptophyta; Magnoliopsida; Solanales; Solanaceae. The record is from RefSeq and is a predicted model, not a curated record.
AUGCCCGAUUUACCUUUCCCCCAAAAGCAAAGAAGAGAAAAGUUGUACAAACAAUUCAGGCGGUUUCUAAAAGUGCUCAAGCAGGUGCAUGUGAAUAUACCUUUCACAGAGGUGCUCUCACAGAUGCCAGCUUAUGCUUUAUUUUUUAAGGAAAUAUUGUCCAAAAAUCGAAAAGUGGAAGAAACAUCCGUUGUCAAGCUCACAGAGCAUUAUAAUGCCAUUUUGCAAAAUAAGCUCCCUCAAAAGUGUGGAUAUCCAUGGAGUUUUACUAUACCUUGCUCUUUAGGAAGUACUAAGUUUGAACAAUCUUUGUAUGAUUCAGGUACUUCCAUUAACCUCAUGCAUUUGUCUAUUUGCAUGAAAUUAGAGGGAGAAAUUGGAGAAAUCAGGUCGACACUUAUGUCCUUGCAGCUGGCGAAUCAGAUCACAAUCAUACCUGAAGGAAUAGUGGAAGAUGUGCUAGUUCGGGUGGACAAAUUUGUGUUCCCUUUGGACUUCAUUGUGGUGAAAAUGGAGAAUAAGGAGGUCCCUCCGAUUUUAGGAAGACCCUUCUUGGCUACGAGCAGAGCAAUUUUGGACAUUCAAGAAAGGCAGUUCACGCUUAUAGUGGGGGAAGAAAGGGUGGUCUUCAAGAUGGAAGGAGCAAUGGGGGCCCUAAAUGAGAAAACUGGAGAGAGUAUAACAAAUAAGUGUGGGGUGUACCCAAAGAAGGCUGAAAAGAAGCUCUUAGCAUGGAUGUGUGCACUGGGUCGGGCGUGCAAAUGA